Molecule: messenger RNA, 395 nt
Organism: Staurois parvus
Lineage: Eukaryota; Metazoa; Chordata; Amphibia; Anura; Ranidae
Source: the annotation of a GenBank genome assembly
UGUGCUGUGUCCCUCGGACACAGCGGAUCACCGAUCAACGGAAAGAGCCGAAGAUGUCAGCUCGGUCAUGUGAUCAGCGGUGUCCAAUCACUGCUGAUCACCUGGGACAUGUACACUGAUCAUCAGGGCACUGAUGAUCAGUGUGCCCUGAUGAUCAGUGUGGCCCCAGAAGUGCCACCUGUCAGUGUCCAUCAGUGCCAGCUGUCAGUGCUGAACAGUGCCACAUGCCAGUGCUCAUCAAUGCCACAUCAAUGCCACAUAUCAGUGCCUACCAGUGCACAUCAAUGCCACAUAUCACUGCCCAUCUGAGCUGCCUUUCAGUGUCACCCAUCAGUGCCAGUCAGUGCCACCUAUCAAUGCCAAUCAGUGCCACCUAUCAGUGCUGCCAAUCAGUG